UAAACAUCUAACUGCCGAAUAUUUAGAGAAAUUGAUCGGCGAUUGUAAUGUUAAAUCCCCAAAACGAACGGUGAAGCUUCCCGGGAAAACGUUAAGAAAAUUGGGAUUUAGGGUUUAGAGAUUCGGUUACUAGGAUCGUAAAAUGUCUCAGACUGGGAAAUUGAUGCCGAAUCUCGAUCAACAGAGCACGAAGAUGCUCAAUCUCACUGUUCUCCAAAGAAUUGAUGCUUUCAUAGAGGAGAUCCUGAUCACUGCUGCUCACGUCACCUUCUACGAAUUCAACAUCGACAGCAGUCAAUGGAGUCGAAAAGAUGUUGAAGGAUCUCUCUUUGUUGUUAAGAGGAGUACUCAACCUCGGUUCCAGUUCAUUGUAAUGAAUCGGCGAAACACAGAUAAUUUAGUGGAGAAUUUAUUGGGAGAUUUUGAGUACGAGGUUCAAGGUCCAUACUUGCUGUAUCGAAAUGCUGCACAAGAAGUUAAUGGCAUUUGGUUCUAUAAUCCUCGUGAAUGUGAGAAAGUUGCAAGCCUCUUUAGUAGAAUACUUAAUGCAUACUCAAAAGUUCCUACAAAGCCAAAAGCAUCUUCAAGUGCAAGUGAAUUUGAAGAACUAGAAGCAGUUCCUAGCAUGUCUGUAAUCGAAGGCCCGUUGGAGCCACCGGCAACUACCUCUCCUGCUAUUGAUGCCCCUCAAGAUUCAUCAUUUGUUAACUUCUUUAGUGCUGCUAUGAAUCUCGGAAGUAAUGCUCCAAAUAGUACAAUACCAGCACAGCCUUACCAUUCUAUCUCGACCACCCCUCUUUCUUCUCAUGCACCAUCUGCCAUAUCGACUCUUACACUUGCUCCAUCAAUGUCAUCCCCUCCUCUUUCUGCUCAACCUUCGCUUGAUUCAGUAGGUAGUGGUAACCGAGUGGCUAAUCUUGUAAAGCCUUCUUCAUUUUUUGUACCCCCUUCCUCCUCCUCAUUGAUGAUGCCACCUCCCUCUUCAUCAAAUCCAACCAUUUCUACUCUUCAUCCACCCGUCAUUCCACAACGUCCUUAUGGCACUCCAAUGCUUCAACCCUUUCCACCACCUACUCCACCUGCAUCUCUCACUCCUGGUGCACUGCCUACUUUGCACAAUGGAUCUCUGAUUAGCAGGGAUAAAGUCCGUGAUGCACUACUAAUGCUUGUUCAGGACGAUCAAUUCAUUGACAUGUUCUAUCAGGCAUUGCAGAAGGUGCAUCACAUGUGAGCACCUUUGAGUGGAUCCUCAAGAAACUUCAUUUUUAUGUUCAAACGUGCACCUCAUUCUUUUUAUUUUCUUUGAUUUUCUAUCUAAACUUUGACACUUGGUUUGAUCUACACACCAAUUGUUUACGGAGGACAAGGUGUUGAUGCAUAAAAAA
Molecule: messenger RNA, 1385 nt
Organism: Hibiscus syriacus
Lineage: Eukaryota; Viridiplantae; Streptophyta; Magnoliopsida; Malvales; Malvaceae
Product: mRNA-decapping enzyme-like protein
Exons: 8
Coding region: 143-1231 (362 amino acids)
Biological process (GO): deadenylation-dependent decapping of nuclear-transcribed mRNA; deadenylation-independent decapping of nuclear-transcribed mRNA; positive regulation of catalytic activity
Cellular component (GO): P-body
Molecular function (GO): mRNA binding; enzyme activator activity
Source: RefSeq, a predicted model, not a curated record